GCAUAUCCUGUAUUACGUAAUAGGCCUAUAAAUUGAGUUAAAGGUACCGACUGGUACAGACCACUGGGAAUGGCGGAAAAAUCAGAAGUCAAAACAGACGAAAAAGCUUUUAAACAACAUCAACUGGUUGUUUUCGGGGCCACUGGUGCUACAGGAACGGAGGUUGUGAAGCAAGGUUUAGAACUUGGACAUAACAUCACUGCUAUUAUUAGAACUCCUGAGAAUUUCAAGUUAAGACAUGAAAACUUGAAAAUUGUGAAAGGAGAUGCAUAUGACAUUGAAACAUUUGAGGCAGAACUUUCUGGAAAAGAUGCAGUAAUGUCAUGUCUUGGAUCAACAUCAAUUGGUCCAUUUGCCACUACAACACUGUAUUCUGAUACGAUGAAGGUGAUUUUUGAAGCCAUGAAAAGACACUCUGUAUCACGCUUUGUUGUGUUAUCAUCCUGGUGUACAAAGAAAGGUCCUGAAAGUCCAUGGUUCUUUGAGUGGAUAUUGAGACCAUUUCUCCUAGGUGGAAUACUGAAGGAUAUUGCUGUGAUGGAAGACUUUUUAGAGAGCACAGAUCCAACUGAAAUGAACUACACAAUUGUGAGACCUCCUCAAUUAACAUAUGCCACAGGUAAUGGUAAUUACAAGAUAGAAGAAGGUCAGUGUAAUACUGGUACUUCGGCUAGUAUACCACGGGCUGAUGUAGCCCAUUUUAUGCUUGUGGCAUUGGAAACGGACAAAUAUGACAGAAAAGCAAUGGCAAUUGCAAGUCUAAAACAAAAUAUAAUAAUGAAAUUGUUGGUAUUCGGUGGGACAGGCCCAACUGGACAAGAAGUCGUAAAACAAGCAUUGGAGCUCAGUCAUAUCGUCACUGUUAUUGCCAGAACACCAGAGAAUAUGGAAAUUAGACAUGAUAACCUCGAGGUUCUCCAAGGUGAUAUUUGUGACCUUAGUAGUUUUGAGUCAGCAUUGGCUGGAAAAGAUGCGGUCUUGUCUUGUUUGGGAUCAAAAGGCACUAAAGGUCCUUUCGCUUUUACAUCAUUGUACUCUGAAUCCAUCGCAAAUAUCGUCGAAGCAAUGAAAAGGCAUAAAGUGCGUCGUAUCAUAGCGGUAACAUCAUGGUGUACACAACCUGGUCCAAACAAUCCUUGGUUUAUUGAAUGGUUUUUAAAACCAUUUAUUAUCGGAGCAAACUUACGAGACAUGGCCAUGAUGGAGGAGUUCUUACAAGAUACAAAACCAAACGAAAUCAAUUACACCAUUGUUAAACCACCUGGACUUUCGUUAGCUGAAGGAAACGGUAAUUAUCAGGUGGAUGAAGGUCAGUGUAACGUUGGUACUUUAAUGCGUAUUCCGCGUGCUGAUGUUGCGCAUUUUAUGUUAAAAACACUGGAAACUAAGGAAUACGACCGCAAAUGUCUGGCAAUUGCCAGUAACUAUGAACAGCCAUCGUGAAAACUCUGCGCUUUUGUGCUUCCACGAGAUUUUGGUCAUUAGAAUUGACCGCGUGGAUUUUCAUGAUUUGCGCUCUUAUUUGGGACAACUGACAAGUAUAUUAUGCUUGUUGUCAUAGAAUUAGGGAAGAUAACGUGGUUUAUGCAGGGAAUAAUAUAAUUAAUAUCAUUUUAUGUUAGCAAUAUGCUUCGCUGCUGUGCUUAAAUCUAGCUAUUUUACCUCACAGGAAAAAGUGGACUGAUAUAGUGAUAUUUAAAAAUAAGAUUUAUUAAAUCAAAUUAAUGCUAUAAUAGUAAUACUAUAGGUAGAUUAAAAUCGGUCAUAUUUGCGUGUGAAGUAGUUAUGCUUAAGAAGUGACACAAAUACAGUGUUGAAGUAGGCUUUUAGCGCCAUUUUAUAUAUAUAAGGUCACGUUUGAAAUAUUUUAAAUCGAGGAAAUAAGCCCUGCUGUUGAAAUCUGAUUGAUUUAUGUACUCUUUAUAUAAAUUACACGCUUUCUUAAUGUUGUGUGACAGAUAUUUGCAUAGUCCCUUCGUAACUUAGAUCAAGCAAAAUCUCUAACAGCAUGUGGUCUACAACGCAUACAAGUAACUAUAGAUCCUUUUUUCCGUGUCAACACUCACAUGUAUUUACAUAAUUUUAUAUAUACACGAUAGUGCUUUAAUUUCCUUCAUUUGAAAUGCAAAAUGAAAAGAAUAACAAUAUGUUUUUAACUGUUAUUAAUAAAUAAUGAGGUUCAUCACGUAACAAAGAAAGAGAAACAAAGAAUUUUUUAAUACUUCUUUUAAAACUUUAUGCGAGCUUUUUAAUUUUUAUGUACGCAAUUGUGUCUCCUUUAAAUUCCGAGGCUAAAACAACUUUAUGAAAAAUGAAAAUAUUGUAAAACAAGUCAAGUUUUAAAAUCUAUAAAAUGUCUAUAAAUAUCCUCAAACGUACUAGAAUAUACAAUGUGCCAUAUACGAUGGCAUUGUUGUUACUCGAGGUGUAUUGAACCAUAUGCUAAACUUUAUAUCUCAUUUGAAAUUGAAUCAUAAAGUUCGAGUAUAUUAAAAACGUCAAAUGGCGUUGUCAAGAGCUUAAUUAUAUAAACAAUGAAAUGGGACCUAAUUAUGAUGAGUGACAGAUAUUGAAUGCGGGCAAAUUAUAUCUGGAGUAUAUAAAAUGAAACCAGCGCUGCGUUAAUUAGCUUUGUCUAGGAACCGGCGAUGACAAAGCAAUGUAAUGGAAACCACGAAUCCAAACAGCCAGGCUUCCUAUGCCUUUUUUGCGAACGCAAAAAUAGCAAACGAGAGUCGUAUUUACCUCGGCGUAGCGAAAUUUGCAUACCCCACCUAGGUCG
Molecule: messenger RNA, 2782 nt
Organism: Dendronephthya gigantea
Lineage: Eukaryota; Metazoa; Cnidaria; Anthozoa; Malacalcyonacea; Nephtheidae
Exons: 8
Coding region: 70-1443 (457 amino acids)
Source: RefSeq, a predicted model, not a curated record